CGGGAAGCGUGUCCGCAGACGAACUUCACGCCCGGGCCCGAGAUGGCUGAACGCCCUAGCAAAACCACUGGAAGCUGUCUGUGUGGCGCAGUGCGCUUCACUUUCUUCGGGAAACCAACGGCUACUUGCCUCUGCCAUUGCCUCGACUGUCGCAAAAUCAGCGGCUCGACGUACAGCACGAAUGCCAUGUUCCCCAUCGACGCCGUCACCCUCACAUCGGGCACACCGAAGAGCUAUACCACACAUGGCGUCUCAGGGAAGCCUAUCACCAACUUCUUCUGUGGCGAUUGUGGAUCGACGCUGUGGCGGGAGUCGGUCGUGUUUGCGGGACUCAGGAUCGUGAAGGCGGGCGUGUUGGACGAUGUGAGGGCGUUAGAGAAUGUGGCGGCGCCGGCGACGGAGUUAUUUGUGGAGAACAGGGUAGGUUGGGUGGGGGAGAUUCCAGAAGCGGUACAGAAGGAAGGUCAAUAGGCAUUUGCAGAGAAUGAGCGAGGGUCGGACCAGCG
This is a messenger RNA of Schizophyllum commune H4-8, 506 nucleotides long. RefSeq lists its product as uncharacterized. Gene Ontology annotation, molecular function: carbon-sulfur lyase activity. The transcript has 3 exons. The record is from RefSeq and is a predicted model, not a curated record. Lineage: Eukaryota; Fungi; Basidiomycota; Agaricomycetes; Agaricales; Schizophyllaceae. Bases 43 to 471 code for a protein of 142 amino acids.